Angiostrongylus costaricensis is the source of this 1290-nucleotide messenger RNA. Lineage: Eukaryota; Metazoa; Nematoda; Chromadorea; Rhabditida; Metastrongylidae. The record is from the annotation of a GenBank genome assembly.
AUGACUUCUAAAGGCGUCACGUACCGCGCGGAAAGCUCCAAACCGACAAAAGUUUCGAUCCUGUCACCUCGUUUGCUGUCGUUAUUUCCGGAGUCUUCAUCUGGCAAUCGUCUUCUGUCUCCAACAUUCUUCAGCUUUCAAAAAAAUGGUUAUCUAUCGCUUCCAGAAUUGUUUGAUGUGAGCAUCAUUAUAAGUAGUGAUCAAAAGCAGCAACAGUUUCUACUGGAUAUUGUUUUGGAUGUCAGUGGAGCAAGCGUAGUCCUGAAGAACCUCAUCGCUAAGAUGAAGCCGGAGAUGAUUGAUAUGAGAUAUGUAAAACUUCCACUUAUCGAAGAACUCUUCAGGAAAGAUGAGAAAUGGAUUCAAAUGCGCAACUCAUUCACCGAAGAACAAACUGCAAACUAUAAUCAGAAAGGUUAUGCUUUCCUGAACGAAGAUCAGCUGAAUCUCAUCUAUACAAAACAAGACCAGUUGCUGUCUGGUAUUAACACUACCAAAUUAGGAAUGAUGUCGAAGGAAGAAAAAAUGAAACGAUUAGAGAGCGAUAUUCGACACUUGGCAGCAUUGGGCCGACCAGUAUGGCCAAUGUGGGAGAACGCUCGAUCAAUAAGGAAACGUCAAGCAAGCAGUUCAACGUCAUCUCCCCCUAAACACAAUGGUAAUGGUGAACACGAAGAAGCCAGAAUAAACGGUGUACUUUACGAAACUCUUCACCCCUUCGCCUUCACACCUAUGGUAGCAAAAGGUGCUGCGCUGGAAGCUGUCACAUUGUCACCACACGCCUUCAUUCCGGAAAUUAUAAGGCCGCAAGCACUUGUUUUGGAAACUCUUUCACCCCGUGCAUUUAUUGCGGCUAUUCUAUCGCCGUCGGCUCUUGUUGCUCGUAUUAUUUCUCCGACUGCUCUACGAGCUGAAGUUCUUUCGCCAAGAGCACUUCAUACAUGGAUUCUCAGUCCAGAAGCUUUUAUCGCGGAGGUGUUGUCCCCUCAGUUCAUAGAUCCACGAGUGUUGUCUCCAGAAGCUCUCAUCAUCGACGUCUUAAGCCCAGAUUUCCUUUCACCACGUAUAGUUUCGCCCGAGGCAGCCGGCAUUAUCAUCUUGAGCCCUAACAUAUUGUCACCUCGUGUAGCGAGUGAAGAGAAACUUCUUGUUGAGGUACUAUCACCACAUAUUCUUGGUGGUUCUCAUACGCGUGAAGAAGCCAGUCGUGAAGUCGUUCAAAUCGGUUCCCGCAGUGACGAAGGAGAGAGCAAUGAGCUUCAACCUGCAGGACAAUCCAUUAUUCACUAA